AUGGAUUUGAUGGAUGUAGACGCGGGCAGUGGCUGUGGAGAAAAAAACUGCGGCCUUACGUCCGGCUUCCCGGAGGACUGCUCCAACCAAGAGUGCCACUGGGAGGAACCUAUGUUUGGACUGAUUGAAUUAGUGUGCGUGACUGUGAUUUACAUCCCCCUGAUGUUAUUUGGCCUCCUGGGAAAUAUACUAACAAUUUUGGUGGUUUGGCUGCGUCCACACAUGAGAACCUCCACCUACCUCUACCUGAGCAGCAUGGCCGUUAGUGAUCUGCUGAUUCUCCUGCUGCUGCCUCUGGAUUUAUAUAAGCUCUGGAGGCCCAGACCCUGGCCCCUGGGAGAUCUUGCCUGUAAGCUGACUAUGUUCCUCUCAGAGUGCUGCACCUUCUGCACCAUCCUCCACAUCACCUUCCUCUCCCUGGAGAGGUACCUGGCAGUCUGCUGGCCGAUCACAGCCAAGACAGUAGUGACACGGCGCAGAACCCGGGCCAUCAUAGGCUGCCUCUGGCUGAGUGCAGCUGUGAGUGCCGCACCAGUGCUGGUCAUGGUUGGAGUUGAGGACGUUGGAGGAGAAGACCUCGGGCUUGUCCAAUGGAAGGAAGACGGGGGGUGGACAGGCAGGGAAGGAGAUCAGGGAGGGUUUACGAUGGGUGGAGGAGAAAAAGAAAGCAGACACAUGAUGAUGUUGGAUGGAGCUCUAGAGGGAAUAAAGUGGGGUGAAAAAGAGACAGAGAGUUGGGAGGAACGAGUCGGUGAGCUGAAAAGGAUUGGAGAAAAAAUGAAGACUGAAACAGCAGAAGUAGAUAACAGGCCACCAGAAAGCAAAGACGGAAAGAUGGGAUUUGAGGGAGAGCAGCAAAACAAAAAGGAAGACGAGGGAGGAGGAAAGGAUGGAAGCUCCAGUGAAGGCCGUGGGGGAGAGACUGACAAGAGAGAGUGCCGCUGUACACAUUUCGCCAUCUCCUCUGGCCUGUUGUCGGCCAUGAUGAUUCUCUCCAAUUUGUAUUUCCUGGUACCUCUCUGCAUUCUGGGACUGGUAUAUAGUCUGAUUGGGCGCACACUGUGGCUCCGCCCAAAAAGCAGCCGUAGAGACCAGAGUCACAGGAACACUGUCAAAAUGCUGGGAGUGAUCGUCUUGGCGUUCGUCUUGUGUUGGCUGCCCUUCCAUGUUGGUCGAACCAUAUUUUCUCUUUCUCUGGGCACUGGGACUGAGAGACAGGAAACUUACUUGGACACUAACUCCCAGUCAGACACUACGACACAUCCUGAUGUCAGCAUGGACAGAAAAGAUGUCACCAUACCCACCGUUACUAACCCACCUAGCCACUUAGACUUGGACAUGAACACUGAAACAUUGUCCUUGCACUCUCAUAUCAUGUCACAUACAAAAGGGCAACAUGAAAAGACUGACAUAAACACACAAAAUGGACACACUCACAAUCAAAAUCUUUCAGCUCAUGUUACAAAUACGCAACCAGACAAUAGAAACACACACAACCAACUGCAAAGAAGCACAAACACAAUCACACACAGCAUGCAAAGUAAGUUAUCGAUUACCGUAAAGUCACAACAUGACACACCUGAAACAGCACCUCCCAUCCCCACAACUGCAUAUUCUGCAGCAUCUACGGAGCUGUACAAUGACCACACCUACAAUGACACAGUCUUCAGUGACACAUACUCACCCCCUGAUACACACUUGUACUUUUUAUACUAUCUGUCCCAGUAUUUUAAUCUUGUGUCCUCCGUGCUCUUCUACCUCAGUGCUGCCGUCAAUCCUUUAUUGUACAACCUAAUGUCUGCCAGAUACAGACACGCUGUAUGCAGCCUCAUACACACACAGUCUCACACACAAGCCCGUCGCAUGCACACGCUCACAGUGCACCACUCCACAACCACUUUGUGA
Molecule: messenger RNA, 1905 nt
Organism: Oreochromis niloticus (Nile tilapia)
Lineage: Eukaryota; Metazoa; Chordata; Actinopteri; Cichliformes; Cichlidae
Exons: 5
Coding region: 1-1905 (634 amino acids)
Biological process (GO): G protein-coupled receptor signaling pathway; hormone-mediated signaling pathway
Cellular component (GO): plasma membrane
Molecular function (GO): growth hormone secretagogue receptor activity
Source: RefSeq, a predicted model, not a curated record